This is a messenger RNA of Monopterus albus (swamp eel), 4286 nucleotides long. It is a transcript of the gene clic1, whose product is annotated as chloride intracellular channel 1. The coding region runs from base 251 to 979 and encodes 242 amino acids. The transcript has 7 exons. The record is from RefSeq and is a predicted model, not a curated record. NCBI's taxonomy places the organism in Eukaryota, Metazoa, Chordata, Actinopteri, Synbranchiformes, Synbranchidae.
ACCUCCAAGGUGAACAUAAGCCCUUGUGUCCGUCCCUGCUUCUCCCUCCUCGCCCUGCAUCUCUUCCUCCUCUUCCUCCGCGCUCUUUUCGCGGUGUGCGCGCUGGAGGCUCGGCCCGUCGCGCGGCACCAGGAAAUGGAGGAGCGGCGGUCUCGACGAGCGUGAGGCUGCAGAACUGGGAGGAGACACAGGCGACCAGCAGACGGCAACAGGGCACAACUUCCAGCACCGCGAGCAUCAGCCGGUGAAGAUGAGCGACGCAAAUCAGCCCAAAGUUGAACUUUUUGUGAAGGCGGGGAGUGACGGUCAGAGCAUCGGCAACUGUCCUUUCUCUCAGCGUCUCUUCAUGGUGCUGUGGUUGAAAGGAGUCACCUUCGACGUUACCACGGUGGAUAUGAAAAGGAAGCCAGACAUCUUGAAGGACCUCGCGCCUGGCGCUCAGCCUCCCUUCCUGUUGUACGGCAGCGAGGUGAAAACAGACACCAACAAGAUUGAGGAGUUCCUGGAGGAGAACCUCUGCCCUCCGAAGUAUCCUCGUCUGGCCGCUCGUAACCCAGAGUCCAACACAGCGGGAAUGGAUGUCUUCUCCAAAUUCUCCGCUUACAUCAAGAACUCAAACCCUGCGGCCAAUGAAAAUCUAGAGAAGGGACUGCUGAAGGCUCUGAAGAAGCUGGAUGACUACCUCGGUGCCCCUCUUCCAGACGAGAUCGACGAGAAUAGCUCUGAUGAAGUCAUUUCCUCGUGCCGCCCCUUCCUGGAUGGCCAAGCGCUCACUCUAGCUGAUUGCAACCUGCUGCCUAAGCUCCACAUUGUGAAGGUGGUGUGUUUGAAAUACCGAAGCUUCAGCAUCCCAGAGUCUCUAGCAAACCUCUGGAGGUACCUGAAGGCUGCGUACGCCCGGGAGGAGUUUGCCUCCACCUGCCCGCUCGAUGAGGAGAUCCACAUCGCUUACUCCUCUGUAGCUAAAGCUCUCAAGUAGGACGACAGCAGGACACACAAUUCACAACUACACCAGCAGAUCAACAUACACAUACACACCUGCAAACAGCUCUGCAAGCAACUUGGUUGAUCUGUUCCUCUGUUCUGACAGAUUUUGAGCUCUGCAUUCAGUUUGCAGGGUCAUUUCCUGCAUCUUGAUAUUACCCUCGUUAGAUCGUCCCGAUUAUGGUUUCAAACUAUUCUUCUGCACAAGGUUUGGAUUUGUAGUUUUUCCCAAAGGAACACUGUGCUUUUUGUUUGCCUGGUGGAUCAGUUUACAUAGGGAAACAAGGUAGUGUCUGAGUGAGAUAAGCUGAUAUGAAAGCAAACCCACACAGAGAAAAGUUCAGCCGUUGCUACGUUCAUAUUGGUCACAUGCUCCUCUCGGAGACUGAUGAACCUCUGGUUACUUGUUGAUCAUGUUGCUUGCAGACACACACACACACACACACACAUUUACAGUAGAUGCACACCUACACACACAAACUGCUGCCUUGCUUGUGUACAGUUUCACCGUCAGCAGAUACACAAUGCAAUAUUUAGGACUGGUUCGGUAAUGACAGUUGCUACAGUAACACCUCCCCCACUCCCCAGUAAAUUCAGAGCUGCCUAUGAGAUCACACCUGAUUUAAGUCUUAUUUUCAGUCUUGGUUAUAUCUUUUAGGUGACAAACAUGCAUACACCUACCAAAGUGUCUUUUGUGUGCAAUCAUAUUUGCACAUUCACAUUGUUUAAUUACUGAAGGAACAAAGCCUUUUACAGAUUUUUUUUAUUAUUGCCAGCAUUUAUUUAAAUGUAAGCUUAGUUUUCUCACAGUGCACCUCAGAGAGUAAGGGGGGCAGAACGGGUCUCGCUACAGGGACUCAGAACUGAAAACAGUUGCAGAGACAGGAAACUAUUUCAGUAGACUCAGGCUUCCUCUUUCUGUGCUCCCACAGUAGGCAUGAAGGGUUACUCACAGUUACCGAGCUUGUUUGUGACCCACUGUAGGGGCCUCUUGCCAACAGUUAGGUUUGUUCUGCCUGUCAACUAUGAAGGACUUAGUGUUAUCUAAACGAGUGAGAUCAUGUGUGUUUACUGACGUUGUUUUAAUCAGGUCGUGUGUGUACUGACGUUGUUUUGACUGCUAAAGCAGCCGCCCUGCCUCCUCCAGUAGCCACACGGUACAAGGCCUGUUCUGAUGCAUACUGGGAAAAAAUAGUGUAAACAUGCACAAUGUUUAAAAUGAAAACAGAGUUGGUAACUUUAUAAUGUAGGCUGUUGUUAAUUCAAGGAUAAGGCUGGCAGUAUUCUAUAUUUUACUUACAUUGAACAAAUCCCAUGAAAAGACCCAAACCAACAAUGUGUUAGUUUGUCUCUCUCUCUCAGAUAAGUUUCAAGUAAAAAGGCCAAACCUCUGUUAGUUCCUACUUCUAAAAUGUGAGGACUUGACACCUCAUUUCUCUUAUUUCAUAGUAAAUUUGGGGUUUGGACUGAUGGUUAAAAAAAAAAAAACUAACACUUUGAAUACAUCUACACAUUAAUCAAUAAUGAAAAUAAUUGUUAGUUGCAACCAUAUUUUUGGCUUCAAUUUUUCUGUGGCAUUUUGCACCUAGACCAGCUACUAAAGACAAAUCUUUCAAAAUGGGAAACACAUAUAUAGUUUCAUUAGUUUUUUACUUUUCUUUUUUUGUAGUUUUCAUCAAACUGUGUACAUUUAUUGAACUAUUUUAGCUGUGGACAAAUACACAUUUGGAGCUCGACUCUUGUUAGUAUUUACAGCAGCAGAAGGGUGAAUGUGGGACUGACUGAACAUAAACUACGGUGCCCCUGUUCAUAAUAGAGUCCCAUUCAGCAUUGUUGGCACCAAUCAAGGUCUGUUAAUAAUGACACAUUGUACCUGCUACCUGAAUGUUUUGUACACCUGGUGAUGACAGGAUUCAGUCACUUCCAUCAGACCUGUCAAAUAACUUAACAUUGUCAUAGCCAUUGACCAUGACACAAACGAAAGGAGGAUAUGCAAAUUUCCAGCAAAAUAAUUUAUUUUUUUUAACAGGGAUAUGUUGCAUUGGCCUUGCUGUGAGAAAGGAGAGCUAUGCUGCCACACCUUCUGUAAAGCACAGUACAGAAGGGAUCCGUGUUUGUUCAGCUUUAUUUUAGCUUUAUAUUCCCAGAUCAGCUUGGGACAUCUGAACUUCACCGUGAAGGAGCAGGUCACACGGUGCCGAGGUGUGGCUCUGUGAUGUGUUUUUAGCCACGUUAGCAGCAUCAGGGAUGGCACUGUCAGUGUGUUUCCACUGCUGUAGAUAUUAGUUGGGUUGCCAUAAAACUGAGUGCAGACCUCAGUGGUGCAGACAUAAUGCAUGUGGCUCCCAGAGGAUGAAGUCAAGUUACUUGGGUGAUUUGACUUUUCCUUAAGACCAUGAGGAGGAUUUUUACUAAAAUUAUUCCACAGCUAUUGAAUGGAUUCCCAUAAAAUUUGGUCCAGACAUUCAUGUUCCCUUCAGGACAAAGUGUAAUAACUUUGGUGAUUCUCUGACUUUUUUUAUUCAGCACCCUUAUCAGGCUAAGUUUACAUUUGUCCAGUACUUUACUUUAUGACCAAAUACCUGCAGAGCUAAUGUUUAUGCCUGUUAGUCUCUGCAAUUUAGCUGUGUUUAGAGAUAAAUAGCAAACAUCAGCAGGAUAACAGGCUAAAAUAUGAUGAGCGUGAUAACUGCUAAGCAUCAGCACUGUUGCUCUUAACAUGCUGGUGUUAGCAUUUAGUUAACACCAGCUCUUAAUGAAAUGAAAUGGCAAGAAUGGAACUCAGUCGUUGCACAGAAAGACAAGCUAAAAUAUGUCUGUAUUUGGUGGUUUGGUCUUUUCAUAGGACGUUUUGACAGAUAUUUUAAAUAGCCUACUAGAUUUAUCUUCAGAUGAAUACAUGGUGAUUGUGUGCUGACACUUCACUGCCCUGUGUUGACUUUUGGGUUUAUCCACAGGUGGAAGGUUGCUGGUCUGAAAUUCUUGUAAACGUAACUUGAAAUUAGCUUGUUGAGAAGUAACAAUAACCCAGCUUGUCUCUCUCUAGUUAGGGCUCAUGUAGAGGAUUUUAUUAACUAUGCAAAAGAACAUUUUUAGGGGAUAUUUCUAGUUAAAACCUCAUUAAUUGGUAGCAAUGAAAGCAUCUUACAUUUUAGGUUUCUCAGAUCAGGGUGAAGGUCAACCUAAGUGUAAUUUAAACGGAUUGAAACAACAAGCUUGUACACAGUUUAAUUGUAUUAGAUACCCAGUGUGAGCACAGCUGGUUAUUUUUCUACAGAAGUUACAUUACACAAGUUCAUCCC